Uncinocarpus reesii 1704 is the source of this 1035-nucleotide messenger RNA. Its product is annotated as deubiquitination-protection protein dph1. NCBI's taxonomy places the organism in Eukaryota, Fungi, Ascomycota, Eurotiomycetes, Onygenales, Onygenaceae. Gene Ontology annotation, biological process: ubiquitin-dependent protein catabolic process. The transcript is spliced from 2 exons. Gene Ontology annotation, cellular component: cytosol. Bases 1 to 1035 code for a protein of 344 amino acids. The record is from RefSeq and is a predicted model, not a curated record. Gene Ontology annotation, molecular function: polyubiquitin modification-dependent protein binding.
AUGCCUCUUCCAGGAGCAGGAUUAUUUGGACCUGACGGUGGAAUGGGCCCACCUCCUAACACCGAGCAAUUAAUAAACAUGCUGGAGAAUCCUCAAUUCUCUUCCAUGAUGAAUGAAGCCCUUCAGAAUCCCCAGCUCCUUGACAUGAUGAUACGGCAAAACCCAAUGCUCCGCGAUAUGGGCCCCGGUGUUAGACAGAUGAUGCAAUCGCCGGCAUUCCGCAGGAUGCUGACCGACCCUAAUAUUCUUCGUCAAAUGGCACAGAUGCAGACACAAUUUGGUUUGAGUCCGUUAGGGGGGGCUGGAGGAGAGAACGCAAGCUUCCCUGCCCCGGGAGUCACAAAUACCACACCCGAGGAGCAUCGCCAACAGGAAAGUACCCAAGGUGUCAAUACUGGAAAUAAUGCAGGAAACGCCCCGAAUCCUUUUGGGCUUUUUGGGUUUCCACUCGCCCAAAACACAGCGGGGAAUCCAUUCGCCUCACUUUUUGGCAAUCCAGAGUUUGGAGGUACUGCAACGGGCAAUGAUACUUCGCCUACAGGUGCCACGGGUAAUUCAACGUCCCGCGAAACCACUUCAGCUGGAAACACUGCUCCUACAGGAGCAACUGGCGGCACGCCAUCGAGCCAGAAUCAACCAAAUCCGUUUGCGGCCCUGUUUAACCCGACUCUAUCCGCCCCGCCGGCUGGCCAAAACCCCAGCCAACAACCUCAGCAUCCUUCUGCAGCCAUUGCGAACAGUCCCUUUUUACAAGACCCAGCUUUACUCAGUCAAUUACUGCAAACAUUUGGCGGUAAUCAGAAUCCUUCAAACACCGAAGCAGGCGCCAAUCCGUUUGGAAUGCUUUUCCCCGGCUUAAUGGGCCAAGGCAGCCCCUCUCCUCAGGAUAAUCGUCCGCCGGAGGAAAGGUAUGCCGAGCAACUUCGCCAAUUAAACGACAUGGGUUUCUAUGAGUUCGAGCGGAAUAUCGAGGCAUUGAGAAGAACGGGGGGGAGCGUGCAAGGAGCUGUUGAAUAUCUACUGAACAAUACAUAA